AUGCUGCCAAGGGGAGACUACCUGGACAAGAUGGUAGUCGUCCUAUCCUUCCCUGCCAUCCUCAACUUCAUGCUCGUCCCUCUUGUGGGUGCUGCAGACACGUUCUGGGUGGGAAAGAUGGGGAACGCAGCAGCGCUGGCGGGGCAGGGAGCAGCGAACCAGGUGUUCUCAACAACGUUUUGGGUGCUCGGGUUCCUUCCCAGCGUCAUCACGCCAUUGGUGGCGAGUGCCUACGGCAAAGGAGACAUGGAAGGAGUUCGCAAGCACAUUGCAGAGGCUCUCUUCCUCGCAACCUUCAUAGGAACGAUCGGGAUGACUCUUGUGGUCCUCAUUCCUCAGAUCCUGGUCUCCGUUGUCAUCCCGUCGGGUGCCCCGGCGAUGGAGUACGCAGUCCCCUACAUCCUCGCCAGAGGCGCCAGCUUCGUCCCUGCCAUGCUCACGACCGUUGGAUUUGCUACGUUUCGAGGAACGUUGGACACGUUCACGCCUCUCAUGGUCAGCGCCUUCUCGAACCUGUUCCACAUCGCAUUGCUUCCCAUCUUCGUCCUCAAGCUCGGGUUUGGUGUGGUGGGAGCUGGUCUAGCCACCUGCAUCUCGGACGUUGUCUCUUGUUCCGUCUACCUGACGAUCCUCCUCCGGAAGAAAUUCAUCGAGUCCUCCUCCUUGUUCCGCGUCCCGACCUUAGCUGCCAUCUCAGAACUCAUGAGCGCAGGCUUCAGCGUGCAGCUGCGAACUCUGGCCAUGAACUCUGUCUUCAUCGUUGGCAGUGGAAGGAUCCAGGCGAUGGACUUGACGGGGACGUCGGCAGCAGCACACACCAUCGCCACACAGCUCUGGUCUAUCGGAGGCGUCAUCCUGCUUGCCAUGAGCACAGUGGCUGCUAUCCUUGUUCCCAAGGCCAUGGCGACGGCUUCGAUAGAUGGGGACCUUGUGUCUGCUCGGCACACAGCCAACCGCAUGCUCAUCUGGGGCCUCAUCGUGGGCUGCAUCCUGGCAGCCGUCCAGCUCUCCAUGAUCCCCCUGCUCAACGUCUUCACGCCCUUGGAAGAGGUGAGGGAGGCGGCGCGCGUCCCGUUCACCAUCAGCGCUGCCAUGCAGAUCAUGAACGGGGUUGUCUUCGUUGGAGAGGGAGUGAUGCAGGGGCAUAGAGCCUUCCGCCAGCUAGCAGUCAACACAGUCCUGGCAAUGAUCGUGCUGCAGCUCACGAUCCCAAUACUGGGGACAAGCUUGCCGGGAGUUUGGUGCUCUUACUUCGUUUUCAAUGUUGGGAGAUUGAUCGGGGUGCUUUAUCAUCAUUUCUAUCAGGUUGGCCCUCACAAAGUUUGUUGUUCCCUUUGUCCGCUCUUUCUCUUCCCCUUUAUUUGUUCAUCUGUCACUAGUGUCCCCGUUUCUUUGCUUCUCUUUCUCUGCUGUCUUCGUCUGAAGUGUUUCCCCAGGGCCCGUUGGCGUUGA
Guillardia theta CCMP2712 is the source of this 1452-nucleotide messenger RNA. RefSeq lists its product as hypothetical. NCBI's taxonomy places the organism in Eukaryota, Cryptophyceae, Pyrenomonadales, Geminigeraceae. Gene Ontology annotation, molecular function: xenobiotic transmembrane transporter activity; antiporter activity. Bases 1 to 1452 code for a protein of 483 amino acids. Gene Ontology annotation, cellular component: membrane. The transcript has a single exon. Gene Ontology annotation, biological process: transmembrane transport. The record is from RefSeq and is a predicted model, not a curated record.